Messenger RNA from Mercenaria mercenaria, 2812 nucleotides. RefSeq lists its product as uncharacterized. The coding region runs from base 145 to 1911 and encodes 588 amino acids. The transcript has 2 exons. NCBI's taxonomy places the organism in Eukaryota, Metazoa, Mollusca, Bivalvia, Venerida, Veneridae. The record is from RefSeq and is a predicted model, not a curated record. Gene Ontology annotation, cellular component: chromatin; nucleoplasm. Gene Ontology annotation, biological process: positive regulation of DNA-templated transcription. Gene Ontology annotation, molecular function: ubiquitin-protein transferase activity.
UAAACAAGAUAUUUAAUUGUUACUUGACUUUAUAAAGUGUAGAUUAUCAGGGAAACAAAAUUUCAUAAUAACAUUCAACUUUUUAACACAACUUAAUGUACGGGUAUUCCGCAUAAUUUCAUAUCUAACCAGAUUUGAUUUAAUAUGGCUACCGGUGGAGAUUUAUUAGAGGGCGGACAUGAGCCGUAUUAUGAUUUUCCAUGGUCGCUUUGUGAGAACGAAGGAAAGAACAUGGAGGCUGUCAGAUAUUGUGAGGAAUGCUUUGUUUACAUGUGUGACUCUUGUGUCAGGGGUCACAACAAAUUUCCGCUCAACACGAGACACCAAUUACUAGACCAAAGCCAAUUUGUGAAAGUGGCCAAAUCUAAAGUUGUUUCAUUUCCGACGAAACGAUGUUUGAAACAUCCUGGUGAACUCAUUAAUAUAUAUUGCGGGAACCAUGAUGUCGUCUGCUGUAGCUCGUGCAAGGUUCUGGAGCACAGCAUUUGUGCUAACACCAAGCAUUUGAUAGACGCGGCUAAGGGUGUACAGAAAAGCAAAGAGUACCAAAGUAUCAAACAGGAAACACGUGCCCUCCUGAACGACGCCGUUAGAGUUCUUGCAGACCGGAAAGCUGAUAUUUCUCGUAUCGAGAAUGAAAGACAAGAUGUCAAGAAAGUUAUUGCUGAUUUUAGAAAAAAAGUAAAUAAGUACUUUGAUGACCUGGAGGAAAAAGCUCUCGAUGCUUUACAUGAUAAAGCGGAUAUAAUCGUACGCAGUUGCAAACAAGAUACAAAAGAUCUUACUGUCAUGAAAUCAACAGCUGGGGAAAUGCUGAAGGGGCUAGAGUCAUUCAAGGGAGAUAAUGAGUGCGAUCUCUUUGUACAAGUCAAAACCGACAAGAAAUUCUUAAGUACUGCUAUGCAAGAAGUUCUUAAUAUCUCGAAGAAGGUACAGAAAGAUGCUAUAAACAUUAGAAUAGACCCGAAAAUCGAGCCAUACCUUAGAUCACUUGAAGAGUUUGGCACCUUUACAGAUAACCAUAUGAACGCACGCCAACUUUCACCAGUAGCCACAGACACGCAUGAGCGCCUGUCACGUGCAUCUACGCCAUUCUCACAGACGUCUCCAGUUAAAUACAAAACACAGCUGUAUGGUAAAUUUGAUGUAAAGGAGAAAUCUGAUUCUAAAGUGUGUGAUAUACCAGGUAUUUGUCAGUUACCAGACGGAACUUUCCUUUUAGCUGAUUGGGGCAACAAGAAGCUGAAGAGACUAGAUCGGUCAUAUAAACUUCUCGAUUCGCUACGACUGCCCAAUGAACCACGUAGUAUAUGUAAUGUUGGUUCUGAUGAGGUCGCUGUGUCUUUGUAUUAUGCUAAGAAAGUUCAGUACAUAACUAUAAAUAAGAAACUGAGAUUGACGCGAUCAUUCAGUACAGGUGGCUACUGUAGAGGAAUGGUUUAUGUUGAUGAUAAACUGUAUGUCUGUUGUGGUGAUGUAGAUGAAUCAACUUCCUAUUGUAUAGAAGUGUAUAACAACGCUGGUCAGCUACAUCAUUCUAUAAGUGGAUUAUCUUCCGUUCCAUUAUACAUCACAGUCACAGAUGAUGGUCAGCAUCUUCUUGUUACCAGCAGGAAUUGUGAUAACAUUACUAUGAUGGAUCUGACUGGUAAUGUAGUCAACACGUUCAGCAAAAGGGACUUGAAAAAUCCUAGAGGCAUAUGUACUGAUGGUAAAGGUCAGGCGUUUAUCUGUGGUAAGGACAGUAACACAGUUGUUCAGUUGGAACCCGAGCAGCAGAAGAUAGAAGUGAUCCUGGGAGAGAAAGAUAGUAUCAAGAAUCCUUAUGUAAUUUGGUAUGACAGAAAACUGUCUAGAAUACUGGUCUGUUGUUUUGAAUCAAAUCAAGUGUUUGUAUUCAGCUUGAAAUAAGGCGUGAAGUAUCGAAAGAAGAUCUCUGACAAAAUUAACAUUGAUAUCAAUUGACGGUGUAUAUCUACUGUAUACUAUCAUUAUAUAAUGAUUUUGGUAUUACAAUAACUGUUUCUGUGUAUUUUAACGUGAAAUUAUUUGACAAAAACUUUAAAUAUAUCAGAUGUUAAGUUGAUCUAAAUAUAACAUGUUGAUUAAAUACUUCAAUACAGGAAAAUACACGCAAACGUUAACUCAAACGACAUAUCUUAUGAUCUGUAAUGCUUGAAGAGCUUAAAUUGGAUCAAAUAUGUAUAUAUAAACAAACUCUUGCUAUGCAGGGAACGUUAAUAAAAUAUCUUUAAAUAUAUUUACCUCUCGAUGAGUCAAAGUGCAUCAGUUAAAUCAAUUUCUUUAAUAAAUGAGUUUAUUUUGUUACAUAAAACCUUUCUUUGAAAAAUGAGAAACGGGCCGAAAAAUCAAAGUCUAUCAUAGAGCACCCAUAAUGUAACCUACAUUAUUUCGAUGAUAAGUUUGCCACUGAUGCAAUGCGGAGGCAACUUUUAAUUUGUAAGUAAUUUAUACCUUGUAAAUAAUGUACUGAUGUUUUAGUUCAUAUAGUGUUUUAUGUAUAUGCUGAAAUAUUUUUGCUUAUCAAGUUCUCCCUGAUCUGAUCAAAGUGCAUACAGUUUUGAUGCCACUAUUUCUUAACUAGUGUGCAUUAGUACCUUUUCUUACACUUUUCAUUUUAUGGCAGUUUUUGAUAAACAGAUAAGCAAUGACAUUUUCAGCCUUUUAGAUAAUUGUUGUUUAAGUUUCAUCUGUUAUUAUACGUUUCAAUACUGUAGUUCUUUAUAACUCCGCAUAGGAGUGAAAAAUUACUUAUGCUGAAUUGUUAUAUUUGUAUAUACUGUGUAUAUCU